Mollisia scopiformis is the source of this 2250-nucleotide messenger RNA. RefSeq names its product amidase. The record is from RefSeq and is a predicted model, not a curated record. The coding region runs from base 389 to 2212 and encodes 607 amino acids. NCBI's taxonomy places the organism in Eukaryota, Fungi, Ascomycota, Leotiomycetes, Helotiales, Mollisiaceae. The transcript has 7 exons.
CGAAGUCCUGCGAUUGCGCCUGCUGAUUUCAUCUCUCAUCCCACUCCUGUCUGCCGGAUACCCAGGUAAUCAUCAUUUCCAACAGACGCUGCGACCUGCUAUUCUAGGUCUAAUGCGACGUUGACGUUGUCGGCGCGACUGGUUCCUCCCCGACUUUCUUUGCCUAUCUUUUUCCUUGUCCAUAUUCCACAAUCCAUACAUCGCAUUCUUACCCCUCAGUAAGCCGCGCCGUCUCAAAGGCUGAAUUCCUCGUACCUUGCAGAAAUAUUUGUGUCGAAAUUACGAUCUCUUAUCAGCGCGCGACAGCAGUAUGAAUUGAGCUCCUUUAGAUUGGUCAAUUGGGAACCAGAUUCAUUGUAUCCAUGUCGUCACCAUUGCUGCCGCCAGUAUGGGAGAAAUUGGUGAGCACAGAAGCACUUUGCUGCAUUGUCCUUAUCGUAGCUUUAGCUGUGAUGAUCUGAAACAGAACAUAAAGAGCUCACCAUCUGCUCGAAGCUCCGAGAAACGGGAUCAUAUCGAAAAGUCCUCGAAACUUCUCGUCAAACCGAGCGCGACUCCUAGCAAGAUCACCAUGCUAUUCAAGGUCGUGAGUUUACUCUUGCUGUUGAGCUUGAGUAAGCUUGUCUGGUCAAAAACCUUUCCUGCUGGUGCAACCUACUAUCCGGAUCUGCUUGAAGUGGGAGCAGAGGAACUCGUUGCUGGACUCGAAAGUGGAGCAUGGACCAGCGUAGAUCUGACAAAGGCUUACAUUGCAAGAAUCGAAGAAGCAAACCCGGUCCUGCACGCGGUCACUGAAAUCAACCCAGAUGCACUCUUGAUCGCAGCAACUCUCGAUGCCGAAAGGGCCAAUGGCACUAUUCGCAGUGCUCUGCAUGGCAUUCCCAUGCUCAUUAAAAACAACAUUGCUACCAUGGAUCAGAUGAACAAUACUGCUGGCUCAUACUCCUUGAUUGGGGCAACAGUACCACGUGACUCCACCGUUGCCGGAAAACUUCGAGCUGCUGGAGUCGUUUUGCUUGGGAAGUCGAAUUUAUCGCAGUGGGCAAACUUUAGGUCGUCGAACAGCUCUAACGGAUGGUCAGCUUAUGGAGGCCAAGUAACUGGAGCUUAUUAUCCGAAUAUGGACCCAAGUGGAAGCUCGUCUGGAAGCGGAGUAGGAAGUUCUAUUGGCCUAGCUUUUGCCGCUCUGGGCACAGAGACUGAUGGCAGUAUCUUGAGUCCGUCCAGUGUAAACAACUUGGUGGGGAUCAAACCGUCAGUCGGACUCACCUCGAGAUCUUUAGUGAUCCCAAUUUCUGAGCACCAAGACACUGUCGGACCUAUGGCACGCUCAGUUUCUGACGCCGCUUACAUACUUUCAAUUAUAGCUGGAAAGGAUAUAAACGAUAACUACACGUUGGCACAACCUUUCGACACACCUCCGGAUUACACCCAGUCGCUUAAUUUCUCCAGUCUCAGGGGAGCUAGGAUUGGAAUUCCGAGAAAUGGCCUCACCCCUGACAACACCAGCCAGCCUAUCUUGGAUGCCUUCGAAGCUUCGAUCCAAGUGCUGAAAAAUGCCGGAGCCAUAAUUGUGGAUAAUGCUAACUUUUCGGCAUGGGAUCAGUACGUAGCUGAUGCUAAUGCUCCGGUGGGAAAUUCAACUAUUGUACUUGACGCCGAUUUCGUUUCUGAUCUUGCAAACUACCUUUCCAAACUCACUUCCAAUCCGAAUGAUAUCAAGAGCCUUGCAGACGAGUCUAAUUUUACCCAUACGUUUGCCCUCGAGGACUACCCACAACGAGAUACAGCAGUCUGGGACCAGUCACUGUCACUGGGAUACAACAACUCAGACUACCGUUUCUGGCAGGCAUACCAAUAUACAUCCUUCUUCGGUGGUGAAGGAGGAGUGUUAGGAGCACUGAAGACAUAUAAUCUGGAUGCUCUUAUUCUCCCUACAGACUAUUCACCUGGACUCCCUGCUGCUGCUGGUCUUCCAGUGGUAACAGUUCCAAUGGGAUAUUAUCCCAGUAAUAGCACUGUUAUCAAGUCACAGACUUGGGGUCUUGUUGAAGUUGGCCCAAAUAUCCCAUUUGGGCUUUCAUUCAUGGGAGCCAAGUGGUCUGAAGAGACACUCAUUAGUUUUGCUUAUGCAUAUGAACAAAGGACCAAGGUCCGGACAAAGAUCCAGCCUUAUUUUGUGCCUAAUACCCAGUUAGGGGAUAUUGUAUAAUUAUGCUGCUUUUGGGAAAUGGAAUGUUUUCAACUGAC